UCUAGUGGCUUUAAUUAGAAGCUGCUUUUCUCGUCGAGGUAAGAGGUCACCAGUCUAGAAAACAUGGCGGCUCCCAGUAAAUCUACCGUGUUAUUGAAAGCUGUGAAGAAAAUAACCGUCCAGUUCUGUCCGUUUGAGUCCAAUGUCCGGUCCACACGAGAGUUCUUGGCUUUGGUGGGUUCAGAGAAGGCCCGCUCCACCAACAUGAACUGUGAGGUGAUACCUGUGGUGAAACAUGACAAGUCUGAACCAGUAGUCGAUGUAACUUAUGUGGAUGGAGAGAGGCUGGUGAUGAAGGGGGGAAAGUUGACCUGCCGUGAGAUGCUGAGUGCGUUUCAGUCCCGCUGCAACGACAAGGACCCACAGACUAAAGCUGGAGCUAACAAAUGAAUUUGUUUGUAUUUAUAUGUGUGUAAUCUUGGAAAUGUACAAUAAAAGAGGAUGUUUGUUUUUGCA
Molecule: messenger RNA, 456 nt
Organism: Girardinichthys multiradiatus
Lineage: Eukaryota; Metazoa; Chordata; Actinopteri; Cyprinodontiformes; Goodeidae
Gene: mrpl53
Product: mitochondrial ribosomal protein L53
Exons: 3
Coding region: 64-390 (108 amino acids)
Cellular component (GO): mitochondrial large ribosomal subunit
Source: RefSeq, a predicted model, not a curated record